Acinonyx jubatus (cheetah) is the source of this 837-nucleotide messenger RNA. RefSeq names its product complement factor H-like. NCBI's taxonomy places the organism in Eukaryota, Metazoa, Chordata, Mammalia, Carnivora, Felidae. The transcript is spliced from 3 exons. The record is from RefSeq and is a predicted model, not a curated record. Bases 300 to 758 code for a protein of 152 amino acids.
CAGUAGAAGUAAUAGAACUGGGAAAUGAAUCUGGUGUAAACACCAUUUUUUAUUGUUUAAGAAUGCUAUAAUAAAUUAUGUAAUAAAUAAUAAAUUGAUUAAAGAAAAAAAUCUCUCCACUCUAGUGAUUUUGAAAUUAUAGACACCGUAACCAUUAUUUACACAGUAUUUCUACCGUAGGGCAGGUAAAAUCAUGUGGUACGCCUCCUCAACCCCCCAGUGGGGAGAUUAAGGAAACAAACAAAGAAAGAUAUGAACUUAACGAAGUGGUGGAAUAUGUUUGCAACUCUGGAUUUUUGAUGACGUGUUCUAAUAAAAUUCAGUGUGUAGAUGGAACAUGGACAACCUUGCCUCUAUGUAGUGUUUUUACAGAGGGCAGUACAUGGGGUCACGUACCUGGAGUUGCUUAUGGUUAUGUUGUGGAGUCUUCUGCCCCUCCCUUUCACCAUGGAGCUUUAGUGGAGUUCAGUUGCAGAGAAACAUAUACAUUGAUUGGACCCAGAUCAAUUACAUGUGACAGUGGACGGUGGACCCCACUUCCUCAGUGUGUUGCAACAAAUGAACUUAAGAAGUGUAAAUCAUCACAGUUAGUUUCAUAUGAGGUGAUUGAUCAUAACACCAACAUGCGUUACAAAUGUAGAGGAAGAACAGACUACAAACACUCAAUCUGCAUAAGUGGAAGAUGGGAUCCUGAAAUAACCUGCACAGGUAAGCUCUUAUUUAUAAUGUUUUUAAGGAUUUAUGUGGUUUAUUUCUAACCUGUAAAAGAAUGAUCUUUGUGCCUUAAAAAAUUAGCUAUUUAUUAUUACAAAUAAUUUUCAAGUGGGAAGGUAAUUU